UAUGUGUGUAUAGCGAUGGAGGCGAUGGAGCAGCUGCUUCUGGCCUGUCACUGUCAGAGCAUCAACCUGCUGGUGGAGAGUUUCCUCAGUACGCUGCGUCUGCUGCUGGAGGCCGACAAACCUCACCUCCACAUCCUCGCCACCAACUCUUUUGUGAAGUUUGCAAACAUCGAGGAGGACACGCCGUCGUACCAUCGCAGCUACGACUUCUUCGUGUCUCGCUUCAGUGAGAUGUGUCACUCUGAACACGAAGACCUCGACAUCCAAAACAAGUCUGUCUGUCUGUCUUUGCAGUAUCAGUAUCAGUAG
Messenger RNA from Morone saxatilis (striped sea-bass), 309 nucleotides. RefSeq names its product protein EFR3 homolog B-like. The transcript has 3 exons. Bases 16 to 309 code for a protein of 97 amino acids. NCBI's taxonomy places the organism in Eukaryota, Metazoa, Chordata, Actinopteri, Moronidae. Gene Ontology annotation, biological process: protein localization to plasma membrane. The record is from RefSeq and is a predicted model, not a curated record. Gene Ontology annotation, cellular component: plasma membrane.